Messenger RNA from Lactuca sativa (garden lettuce), 1556 nucleotides. Its product is annotated as CDK inhibitor P21 binding protein. Lineage: Eukaryota; Viridiplantae; Streptophyta; Magnoliopsida; Asterales; Asteraceae. The record is from RefSeq and is a predicted model, not a curated record. Gene Ontology annotation, cellular component: nucleus.
GAUUAGAUAUGUGCGGAACGAUUCAUUUAUUUAUGUGAAAAUCUCUGUUUUACCCUAAUCUAAAAAACGCCUCCAACAGUCCAACAGCUACUUCCUCCCUCUUUAUUUUCCCAUCCGCCGGCCACCAGAGAAGUGCUCCUCCCUCCGUCGACUCGUGCAGCGCCGCCGGAGAUAUACUCCUCCAGUUAAUCUUAACCGGCGGUACCUUCUUCCUCCGUACCUGGUGCCACCGCCGUCCUUGCCGUCUUUCGCUUCCCUCGAGCUUUCAAGGAAAAAUCCUUCGUCCGUCGACACACAGUUGGUUCUAGAAGGAUUCCUUAUUAAUUAUAAUGCCACGAAAGCCAACAAGAAGAACUCAUUUACAAAAGCCUCAACAUGCUUUCUCUCGCUUGGGUCGUUCCAUGGCCUUAAUUUUCUCUGCACGAAAGGCCAAACAACAAAAUGACAUAAAAGCCCCUUUCAACUCAACAGGUAGAAAAAAGGAGAAACAUGAUAUCAUAGAAUCAAAUAGAGAAGUGUCAUGUUCUUCUUCAGAAAAUGAAGAUUCUUCUUCAGAAGAUGAAGAUGACUUUGAGGGAGCUGUUCAAGUAGAUUUUGUCUUCUUUGACCCAAAGCCUGAUGAUUUCCAUGGAGUAAAGGUCUUGAUGCAGACUUACCUUGAUAAUAAAGAAUGGGAUUUGACCAGUUUUGUUGACUUAAUAUUGCAACAAACUUCAGUGGGAUCAGUUGUUAAAAUAGAAGAUGAUGAAGAUGAAUCAGUUUAUGGCUUUGUUUCUGCUUUAAAUUUACAAAGAUAUAAGGAUUGUAAAUGCAUGAUGGAAGUGAAAGAGUUUUUGUUAUCAAAGUGUCAAGAAAAAGAAAUAAAAGAAAAUUUAAAAUCAUUUUUAGGGGAGAAAGCAGCUGAUGUUGGUCUUUUGAUCUCACAACGUGUUGUAAAUCUCCCUCCUCAGCUUCUCCCAUCAUUGUAUGAUGCUAUUUUUAAUGAAAUCUCUUGGGCUACAGAAGAUGAGCCUACACAGGAGCUUAGAAAGUUUUUCUGCUUCAAGUAUUAUUUAUUGAUCAGCAAAAUUUAUAAGCUUAAGAAUGCUGACAAGAAAAAGAAGGGAAGCAGCUCAAGUGAAGAGGCUAUAAUUUACUUGAAGCCAGAAGAUGAAAUAUUUCAUAAUCUAAGUGCAUGGUCCUUCUGCUUUCCCUUGCGCACCCAACAGGUCACCACCAAUGAGCUGAAAGAGUAUCGAUUGAUGGGUUUAGUGAUGGCCGUUAAAGCAACCAGUGUUCCAACUUUUCGACGUCAGUUACGUUCGUUGAUAGACGAAUGAUAAGUUUUUAGAAAGUACACAUUUAGCCCUUGCGGAUAUCAUUUCUUCAUUUUCUACCUCCAAGUUUCUGUUUAGAAUUUUUGUUUCCCUCAUCUUUUUCUUUAGAAUCAAAUGGACAGUUUUUAUUGUGCAAUGGAUAUGAGAAAAAAUAUUGACAAAUUAUGAUACGGUCUGGUCUUGUAGAUUGUACUUGUUAUACAUUGGACAUGGCAAGAUUGAACAAACUUUAUAAGGCUA